This is a messenger RNA of Acaromyces ingoldii, 4296 nucleotides long. Its product is annotated as TIP120-domain-containing protein. The record is from RefSeq and is a predicted model, not a curated record. Lineage: Eukaryota; Fungi; Basidiomycota; Exobasidiomycetes; Exobasidiales; Cryptobasidiaceae. Gene Ontology annotation, cellular component: nucleus. Gene Ontology annotation, biological process: protein ubiquitination; SCF complex assembly. The transcript is spliced from 8 exons. Bases 235 to 4056 code for a protein of 1273 amino acids.
GGCUGAGACACCAUCAUCACACCAUCACUUUUGCAGUGACUCGGGCGCACAGGUACUCCCUUAUUCUGGUCCUUCGUCUGAGCGUCACGCGAAGAGCAGAGAGCCCGGCCUUGGCGACACGGCGGCAUAGAGGUAUACAGAGGGGCUGAGCAGGACGGAACAAGUGGGCUUGGAAGAAGAGGCAAGAAGAUGUCAUCGCGGGCACCGCACGAUGUCGUCGUGCUCCUUGAAAAGAUGGAGUCCCCGGACGCCGACUUCAGGUACAUGGCCCUCAAUGACCUGAUGAACGAGGCUCGAAAGGAGACGUUCAACGCUGUUGGGCCUGUCAUGCAAGAGAAGUCGAUUGAGCGUGUAUUAGAGCUCAUCAAGGACAAGAAUGGCGAGGUCAAGAACAUGAGCGUCAAGUGCCUGGGCAUCCUCGUCAAGACAGUAAGAGACAAGCAGAUGCAGACCAUCGUCGAUCGGCUCGUCGAAUAUGUUUCUUCAAAGGAGGAGGACCUGAGAGACAUUGCCUCUUUGGGCCUCAAGACCGUCAUGGCAGAAGUGCCAGCCGACAGCGAGCUGGCCGUCUCGGCCGGAAACAAGCUUGUUCCCCGGCUCCUUGCUCAGAUCUCGGACCCAAGUGCCUCGCAAGAGCUCCUCAUCGACUCCCUCGAUGUCAUUGCAGACUACUUUACCCGCUUCUCAGCAAUCGUCGCAACCAACGUACAGCUGCAGGUAAACGCCUCGCAGGUGCUCCUCAGCGCCCUGAGCCACACUCGAGCCACAGUGCGAAAGCGUGCGAUGCUUGGCCUGGGCGCUCUGGGUGCCUGCUCGACCUCCGAGGUCUUCACAGGCCUGGCCGAGUUCAUCGCCGCAACGCUCGUGGACAACAAGAGCAGCACAGAUGUCGUCAAGGCUGUCGUUCAGCUCCAGGGGACGCUGGCGAGAACGUGCCCCAGGAGGCUAGGCAGGCGGCUCCCAGAAUUCAUGCCAAGAGUGCUCGCUAUCACGUCGAGCGCCAGGGCAGAGGAGGACGAUGAAUUGCGGGAGGUCUGCUUGCAGGCCAUGGAGUCCAUCUUGCUGCGGUGUCACACGGAAGUCACUCCAUUCGUCACUCAGAUCGUCGAGUUGUCAGUUGAGCUCAUCAAGUACGACCCAAACUACGCAGGUGGCGACGAUGACUCAGACGAGGAGAUGGCAGAGGAUGAUGACGUCGACGAAGAUGAUGACUUUAUCGAUGACGAGUAUUCGGACGACGACGAUCUCUCCUGGAAGGUCCGUCGAGCAUCAGCAAAGGUGCUCCACACGACUAUCACGACAAGGUCCGAAUUGCUUUCUUCUUUCGCCGUUGCGAUAACACCUACCCUCAUCUCUCGCUUCUCAGAGCGGGAAGAGAGUGUGCGUCUCGAGGUACUCAGCACCUUUUUGGCUUUCUUGCGACAAGUGCAGAUUUUUGGAGGUGGUGCACAAGCCACUGAGGUGAUGCGACCGUCCCCUGGCGCGCUGAAACGCAAGCGAGAAGCGAUUGAGGCUGAAGUCAAUUCGUCAAGCCCGAGAGCUCAGCUCAAGAACUUGGAGCCGGCCAUUGCAAAGGCGCUGUCAAAGCAGAUUGUGUCCAAAUCGAUGCCGACGAGAUUCUCCAGCUACGCCGUCCUACGCGAGCUCAUAACCGUCCUCGGGGGUGGUCUCGACGCUCACAUCGGUCUGCUCGUUGGUCAGACAGAGAGGGCGAUCAAGGGCGCAGAAGCGGCAAGCGGACCGAGCGCUAAUCUCAAAGCCGAAAUUCUCUCUUUCCUACGCCUCCUCUUUCGCUGCCAUGCGCCGCGCACGUUUGAAGACCAUCUGCCAAACCUGCUCUCCUUUGUCGUCUCCGCCAUCGACGGCAAUUCGCAGCGCGACACCACGGAAGCCUUCAGCGUCUGUUCGCAGCUCGUCAUCGUCUUGCGACCAUUGCCAGGCGAUGUCAUCACCUCUUCAGGAGUGGCGCCGCGCGUGGGCAACUACAAGAAACCGAUCGAGGCCAUGUAUACCGCGGUCGUAGCGCGCAUUUCGCGGAGCGACUCGGACCAGGAGGUCAAGGAAAGGGGUAUCGCCACAUUAGGGACCAUGCUUGCCCAUGCCGGCGACGAUCUGUCGGACAAGCAGCAAGAGGCCCUGCCUCUGCUCAUUGACCGGCUUCGAAACGAGGUGACGCGCCUUGUUGCUGUCAAGGUUGUUGCCGAAGUCGCUUCGUCGCCCAUCAUCCGCGGAGAGAUGUUCGACACCUUCGUGCAGGAUUCGAUCAACGAGGUGGCCACUCUGCUGCGGAAGAGCAAUCGUGUGCUCAAGUUAUCAGCCUUUGACUGUCUCGCGUCGCUGCUGAAAAGGUCUGGCGAUCACUUGGCCGCCGCAUCUGCCAAUCUCAUCGUCACAGAAAUUGAGCCGCUGCUGACCCACGAGUCCAACUUUACUCUCGUGCCCGUGGCCCUGCAAUCAGUCAACCUGAUCCUCGCAUCGAAUCAAGCGGCGCACAGUGGCGUCCAAACAUCAAUCCUUCCAGCCAUCUACAGCAUGGUGCGCUCUCCAUUGCUCCAGGGCCCAGGCUUGGAGGCUGUCCUCGAGUUUCUUCAGUCAAUGCUACGCGUCGAUGCCAGCUUGACGCAGGACGUCCUCAAAAAUCUCAUGGCAGCGUUGCAGACAGUCAAGAAGUCAAGCUCGCCUUCGGCCACCCACAUCAACUCGACGGUAGCCCAGUGCAUCGGUGCUGUCGUUAAGGCGAACCCUUCAGCAGGAGCUUCAGUCAUCGAGUCAGCCUCUCAAGUCAUCAACGACGCGUCGUCGCACACUGAGGCUGAGCUGUACUUCAACCUCCUUGUCUUGGGUGAAGUGGGCCGUCUGGAGGACUUCGCAAAAAGGAGAGCACUUUUUGACAUGGUCCUCAGCUUCUUCGAGGCAAAGGCAGAGGAGGUCAAGGGUGCCGCGGCCUUUGCGGUCGGCAACAUGUCCGUGGGUAACCUCGAAGCCUUCCUACCUGUCAUUGAGCAGCAGAUGGCCGGAGGAGAUAACCGACGCCGCUUGCUGGCUCUGAGCGCGCUGAAGGAGCUCAUAUCGCACGGGAGCGCACAGCAGCUCAGCGUCGUCGCGAACCGGAUCUGGGCUCCACUGUUUGACAUUUGCAACACCACCGACGAGGCCACGAGAAAUCUCGGGGCCGAGUGCUUGGCUAGGCUCACCCUGACGGACCCGGCGCGCUACUUGCCUCAGCUUCAGGGCCGUCUCCACGAUCCGGUAGCGACGACUCGUGCGGCCGUCAUUGCCGCCAUUCGCUACACGCUGACAGGCAAGGAGUCUUCGCAGUACGAUGUGGAGCUUGCACCGACCAUGGUCGAGUUCCUCUCGCUGCUCAAGGAUGACGACCUCGACGUGCGCCGACACGCCAUGUUCGCUCUUAAUUCGGCCGCUCAUCACAAGCCCUCUCUCAUCCGUUCCCACCUCUCCGUCCUGCUUCCUUCGAUGUACGAACAGACGAUUCCCCGGCCGGAGCUUCUCCGGAAAGUCACCAUGGGUCCUUUCACGGUCACGAUGGACGACGGAUUGGAGCUGAGGAAGAAUGCAUUUGAGACGAUGUACACGCUCCUCGACACUUGCUUUGGUCAGAUCAAGAUCGAGGAGCUACUGAGCAGGGUCAUUGCAGGCCUGACAGACGAUGACGGCAUCAAGGUCCUCUGCUACCUCAUGCUCGUCAGGCUGGUCGCACUAGCGCCUGCCCACAUCUCCCAGCACCUUGAUGAUCUCGUCGAGCCAAUGACGUCUACGCUCAAGGUUAAGCUGCGGGACCAAGCGACGAAGCAGGAAGUCGAAAAGAGCACGGAGCUGCACCGCGCCAUCUUCCGCGCCAUGAUUGCCCUCGAACGGCUGCCGAUCCAGCAGGCCCAGCAGGGCGGCGGGGCAGCGCCGAGCAGUGCGAGGUUCGAGGCGCUGGUCCGGGAGGCAAGGAGCGGGAAUGCGCUCUAUCGUGAGGUCGAAAAUGGUGUCAGGGCUGAUGCGGUUGGGGCAGGGGCUAUGGGGUACAACGGGAUGGAAAUCGACGGCUAGAUCAUGACGACUCAGCUUGCAUGGAAAGGGAGGGCUCUCGUGUUCAUUCAAUGUCAAAGACUCUCUUCUUCUGCCUCAACACUCAAUCAACAAAUGGAGAUGAGAAAGAUCAAGGGCCGAGAGAAAAGAGAAUGAUCGUUAGAUUCGUAGAGGUAGACGGACGACGUAGCAAGGUAAGGAGAAUAUUGCGAUGAGAAAAUAUCUUAUGACGGUAACGACAAUGUAUGAAAAGAGAGUGAA